CGUUCGUCAGAAACAAAUUGUUUGAAAUAUUUAAACAUCUUCACUACCCGAGCUUGCCUUAACUGAUAAACACUCCAAAAGUAAGAUCUUCCUUUAUUACUUGUGCUGCUGUUGGCAAAAUACUUCGAAAUUCGUAAAUUUUGAAUAAUGGCUACUCCGACUAUUGAGGUUUUCAGCUUCAACAGAUGCAAGAGUCAGCAUGUUGUUGAGUAUCAAACCUAUGACAAGUCAUUGUGCUGUCUUUUUAUUGGUGAGCAUAUUGUUGUUGCUGUAACAGUGCCAGGGUUAAUAGUAGAAGUGGAGAAGUUGUCGGAAUUUAAUUCAAAGCAUCAAUCAAAAACCUCAACGAUAUUCUAUCAAAAGCAGUUACUUGUUUAUAGAUAAAGAUUAUAGAGUUGGAC
Molecule: messenger RNA, 401 nt
Organism: Suhomyces tanzawaensis NRRL Y-17324
Lineage: Eukaryota; Fungi; Ascomycota; Pichiomycetes; Serinales; Debaryomycetaceae
Exons: 1
Source: RefSeq, a predicted model, not a curated record